AUGAAAGAGUUGCUUCUGAUCAUUUUGCACAACGCCGUUGUCGUCCUUGUUUUUAGUGAGUUUUUUUUUGAAGUUCUGAUAGGACGCGUUGCGGUCGCGUCGCGGUUCUAGUGAGAGCAUGAAAAAGGAAUUUUUCUUCCUUUUUUGUCGCUGAUUUUUCCAUAACAACGUUCCAAAACGAAAAAAAAACUUUCAAUUAAUUUCGUAGCUAAAUAUAUCACACUAUAAAUAGAUUUCUAGAAAUAAUUCUUAGACUCUUUUUCGCAAUAUCUUCCUAGCUACCUGCCUAAAUACCUGUGAGAAUUCCUAGUGACCACUAUAGAGGUUGUCUAUUUAGUGGCCACUUCAGUAGUCCUUCCAGUAACUCUGAUAAUUUUAAAACGAACAGAUUGGACCAGUUAUGUUGAUCCAUUGACCCCUAAAGUGGCCACUAAAAUUUUUCAGUGGUCUAGAUCUCUAUAGUGGCCACUAAUUUUUAACCCCUUGAGUGGCCAUUAGUUUGACUACUAUAGUGGCCACUUCCCAGACGUGCCAGUAGUGAAUUAACAAUACGUCACUCCAGAUUACGUUUCAGUUGUCUGCGCCAAGAAACGGCCGAACAAUUCGACGCCGACCGAAGCACAAUCAACGAACAAGCAAACUUCAGAAGGCCUGAAGCCCUUUUCGACGACGCCGACGGCAUCCAGAAAUGUAUCCCCGGCUGUGUGUCAACCUAGUACACCCCAGGCUGCGCGGAAUCCUUUCGGCAGGUCCUUCCGGAAGGAGAAGAAAGAGGACACUAGCAUCUUGACGGCGCAGACACAUGUAAGUUCAACGAGAAAAAGAUGUGACAGGCAGCGAAAUCUGAGACACUUACUUUUUUCAACUUUGAGCUCUCUAGACUCAUUUCACAAAGCUACUCGGCAAUUUUCAAGCUCAGAUUCACUAGAAUAAGCGUAAAUUACUACAAUUGAUGACCCCACUCACGGCGUUUUUUUUUAUUACCCAAGUUCAAGACCUCUCGUAAAUUAUGAUGCUUAGGGUGUAAGCACACCGAGACGCACUAUCGCAUACUCGAAAUUGUUUUUUUCAAUUUUAGAAUUUGCAAUUUUAGGAUAAUAACUCCUUGUAAUUGAGAUCUUUUUCUAAUCAGUAAUAAGAAAAAGAAGUUGGCUUUUCCAGAAAAAGCUCGAUCCUCACCAGAGGUCUCGUCAGAGGCAAGUUAAGCAGAGUAGCUGUGGGGUCAAAGGCAGCUUCGACGUCACUCAAAGGAAUACCGAGGAAACGCCUAUGGAGCCUUCGCAUGUGGUUGGUUGACUUUUUUCCCUGCUCUCCCAUGAAAUCUCUUCUCAGAAUAACAAAAAAAAGACGAGGACUGCAUCGAAAAAACAGCCGGAUUCAAAUCCGUAAGUUUUGUUGUGGCUUGACUACAUUAUAUGUUAUGUUAGCAAUAAAAACGCAAUGGAAGACGACGAAGACGACGACACGAUGAAGUUUGUUAAGAGCAUCGAUGAUUGACGUCCCCAUCUUAUUCUGAAGCAGCCGGUUCUAAUUUGAAUUUCGUUCUUUUUUCUCACUUUUGCCUUCAACACAUGCUUUUUUCAUAAAUGAGCUCAGUGACUUUUGAUUUUCUGAUAUAGCUGAUUCACUUGAGCCAGCGGUAAAUGGGUCCUGGAACGAUUCAACGAGAUAGUGCUUGGAUGGUGGAGAGCGCAGACAGGCCACGUCUUUUUUGCGUCCCAAGUGAAUCGGCUAUAUACUCCCUUCCAUUGGAGGUUCCCAUGAGGUUGGGCCAAGAAAAGCUGAACUCGGGACUUUCUCAAAAUCGGCAGCGCCUUAGAAUUAGAGGGCUUCAAAAAGGAAAACUUGCGUUUUUUUUUUCUAACCUUGGCAGUUGUCUAUAUCCGACUGAAUCAGAAAUUAAAAAAAUAUCAGAAAAACUCCAAAAAUUCCUUUUUUUCAGUUUUAAAUUCAACUUUUUUUCAAAUUAGUACCUAUUUACACUGAAACUUUAAAAAUUCUACCUAGACCAAAAAAAAACUCGAAGAAACCCAGUAUUUGAGCGAAUUAUUACGUUUUACAAAUAUGAAUUCCCCUUCAUUGCGCUCCCUCCUUUUGUUUGCUCCGAGUAUGACCCACCAUCCGAAUCGAUUUGAUCAUCAGCACACCAUUUUUGGCCUGAAAAGGGUUUUUGUAGUGUUUCUACUUGCUCUGAAUAAGGAUGCUCUUUUUAAUUGGCUGAAAUUGCUUCUAAAUUGGUUCAAUUUGUAAAUUCUAACUUGAAAAUUUUUUUGAAGAGUCUUUUCAGUUAUAAUUCAUGAAAUCCAGGUUAAAAAAAGGUUUGUCUCCAAUAUAAAAGACAACAGAAUGUACCUUCUUUCAUGGUUUUUCCUUUGAAAAAUUCUCUCACUUUCCUUUUAAUUCAUUUUCAAUUCGAAAAACUUGAAGAACCACUUAAAAAUAACUGGUCUUCGACAUUUUUUUUGCUCGCUUUUUACCUCGGAUGUUCGCCUGUUUGCAAACGUUCCGCCAUCGGGUGACGAAUGGCUCUGUCAAAUGUUAUCACUUUUUGUUUUUUUCGUUUAAAAAGAGGUUCAUUUCGCAGUUAAAAUUUGUCUUCUAGAUGUAAGAAAUUGAUUUAAAAAAAGUCGUAUAACGAAAAAUUUUUCCUGCUUUUUUUACGGUAUUUUAAAAUUGUGCAUUCAUCAACUUGCACCGAAUGCAUUUUAACUUUCGCGCAAGUUUAAUAAUUUUCCUUUUAUUUUAUUUUUUACGAAUUAUAUUUUUAUUACUUUGCUUUUUUGAACUCCCACCGGCCACGCAUGCCUCACUUUUUGGUCACACUCUCGUUGGAAAAAGAAAACUUUUGUCCCUUGUGUUCGACGUUCGCCGAUAGGUAGAUUACACUCUUAUGUAUUAUCUUUGGUUCCCCUUUUGCAGUUUUUUGUUCGCAUGUUUCACAUGAUAAGAGAUUAUUGUAUGUGACAUGCGGUAGGAUGGUAGUCGAAAGGUUUUGUUCUGAAAGUUCAAAAAGAAGUUAGGCAGAAGGUUGAUAUCACUCAAAUAAAAACUGAGAAAAGCUUUUCGCUUCGAAAUAUCCAAAAAUUUUCUCUGCACGUCUUUAAACGCUCCAGGAAGUAGUUUUUUGAAAAGGCUUUUUCAAAGUAGUUUCUCGGAAAGGGAUGAGUUCAAAUUUAUUUUUGUUUCCGCUUUAUUAACUGUCUUCAAACUUGAUAAUGAGUUUAUUUUUUCAAAAAGUAACCUAUAACUGUACCAAAUCUUACUCUUUGUUCACGAAACUAGGUUUUACAAUAAAAUUGGCGAAGAUUUAUUGCGCGCGCGCGUUGUUCCGCCGAACCGGCGGCCGACGACGACGAAAAAGACAAAUUUUUACAUGACAGACGUCUCUUUCUCUCUCUGAAGGGAUCCGUUGCUUUCCAUUUCCAUCUUUUUCGGUGAUUUUUGAUUUGGUUUUUGGUUAUCAUUGGAUUGUUUUCGAGUCUAGCUCUUCCGCUUGUUUUUGAGCUUUGUUGAGGAUUCUUUUUUUUUUGAAUUUUUUCUUUUUAAUAAAUCUUUUUUUGAUAUCCUAUUGGUUUGUAUUGGUAAUAAUGUUAAUUGGGCCGAAUGGUAUCGGUUUUUUUUUCUAAUUUUUCAAUUGAAUUAUAUUAUUCCAUACUUUAAAUUUUAAUGUGGAGUCUGGAGGCCGUAUGCAUGAACUUUUACGGCCCGUAAACGGAUAUACGGCCAGAAAAAAUGGAACUUUCCUGCGAAUAGCCGGCUGCUGAGUAAGAGCAGAAAUCUCACAAUUGUAAUCUCUUUUUUUACAUUUUUCAAAAUUUCAUGCAAACGGCCUCUGGUUUCUCUUCUAAUUAGAUUUUUAAAUGGUUUUUUUUAAAUAAAUUUUUCUUGCUUGAAACUCAAAAAAACUGAUUUUUUUAGAACAUCCGUAGUUUGAUCAAAAUUUUCCCGAAAUAGUUUCAAAGAUUUUAGUUUUUUAAAUCUAGAACGUUUCAGUUAUGAAAUCUGUAAUUCUUGAGUUGUUAUGGGUUGGAGUUGAACUACUUUUUUUAAAUUUGAAUGGCAAAAAAAUUAUUAAAAGCGUAAAAAAACUUUCCCUUUUUACGAAGUUUGAAGGUCAAGUUAGUAUUUAAUGAUAAAAAAUCAAAAUUAUUGCCGAUCAAAAAGCUCAAAGGCCUUACGGAGGACAAACGCGUUUGAAAAAUGUAUCUCUCUUUUUUCAAAAUGGUUUAUUAUGAUCUUUUUUCAAAAUAAUCCAUGUAAAUUCAGCUCUAUUGAUGAUAAAGAAAAGAAAAGUGGGAUUAGGUUCUUCUUGAAAAUAAGCUGAACAUGUGGUUUUUUUGCGAUAAUUUCUUCGGAACUCUCUUUCUUUCGCUCGCUGUAAGCCACGUGCUGUCUCACUCCCGUUCAGUUUUUUUUUUCAACGCAAAAGCUGGUUUUUUCGCACCCGCAGUGAAACAUUGAUUUUUUACCAAGAGUUUCUCAUGAUUUUCGACUUUUAUAUCAGAAAUUCCGAUCUCAACGAGGUCAUCUAUCAUUCGUGUGUGACUUUUGUUGCGUUGAGUGUAAAGUGCGUGUGAUUCGCAGUCUUUUUCAAAUUCUUUUCAUUUUUUUGAAGAAGUAAAUGUUGAUUUUCUUUGUAAAUAUCGAUGUUGAAAUUAGAAAUUAUCGUUUUUUCAGCUCUUGGCUAUUUUCCGGGGGAUUUUUGAAUCUUUUAUGAUUUUUUUUAUGAUGGAAAUUCACUUUAUAUUUAGGUUUUUUCUUAAAAAAUAGGGCCAAUCUUGUAAUUUUUUCAAAACUUAUAGAUCAAUACCAAUAAUUUCUAUUUUUAAAGCUACUAUUUUCAAUUUCUAUAUAAUAUUUCCAGUCGGAAACGCUGAAUUUUUUGCUUUCUACGCUAACGAUCUAUUGAAAAAUUGAUAAGAAUGGUAUAAAUAUCACCUUAAGCCAUAAAAAUGCAGUUUUUCCUUCAUAAUUUGGCUUUUCCGUGAUAGUUUAAAAUCUUAAAAACUCUCUCCUUGAAUUUGAUUUAUGACGCCGCUUUUUCGAAUGUCAACUAUGAAUAUUUGGUAAAACUCUGAUUUUUUUUUAAUCGAAAAUCCCGGAUAAAAUUCUGAUUUUCCCGAUUUUUCGGUGACUAUGUCUCCAUUUUCGGCUUCCCAACCGUCAACCUUGAUAUUCCAACCAUUCUCAAUGAAAUAUAAGCGACACCCUGUCAAAAGCCGAAAAGAAAAAGACACGUGGUCUUUUUUCUCCUUUUGUUCCGCAGUCGCAAUUCAUUUCGCUGUCAAUUUCGAGGGUGACGACGAUUUUUGCCCCUUCUCCAAUAGAUGUAAGCUCCCUCUUAUCACCACUUUUUUCCGCUUUUUAAUGCGCCAGUUGCAAAACUUUUGACAUGGUUCCGGGCUUUCAAGACGCGUUUCUAGACACUUGGAGGAGACUUUUUGGGCGAUUUUUCGCUUUUUCGGUCCAUUUUUUAAUUGGUUUUUGAUCCAGUGGUUCAAAUUUUUGAAACUUAUGCCGUGUUCAAAGUGAUUUCGCGAAAUCCAAAAUUGCCGCUAGAGAAAGAAAAAUAUAACUAAAUUUUGGAGAGUCAGAGAUCAUUUUGCAUUUUGCGGAAAUUACUUUGAACACGGCAUUAUGAGGGGAAGAUUUUUGAGAUAGUUCUCGUUCGAAAUUUGAAAGUUUUCCGGAAUAUUUCAUUGACCCAAGUUUUUGAGAUUUGAACUUUUUUUGAAAACAUUGAAGGUUUUUAAGGUCACGCGAUUUUUUUCUAUUCGUUUUUUUCAUGAAAAAUUUUAAAAUUUUUUUCGUUUAGAUUUAUUUUAUACCGAUUUUUUUGAAUAACGGAGCUUUUUUUAAAUUUUGAAGAUGUUCAGAAAAUGGUUUUUGAUCGCCUUUUUGAAGUGUCUCGUAGAUUUAUGGUUUUUCGAAGAAAAAAAUAUUUUUUUCUUUUUUUGAAACUCUUUCUAUAAAUCCAACUUUGUUUUUCAUAAUUUAUUCAUUUUGAAAGAUGUUCAUUUUCUCAGUUCUUCUCAAUCAUUUGAUGAGGAGUAUAGCCCAAUUUUUCCAUAAAAAAAUCGGAAAUUUUUUUUUUCACUGGUUUUAACUACUUUAAGUUUAGAGAAGUAUCAUUUUUCGUCGUUUAUGUCUUUGUAUUCUUUAUCUUCGUUUCCUCAAGUUCCAGAGUUUUACGAGCUUCCCAGAAGUUAUUUCUCUAGUAUUUCUCUAGUAUAGUUUAGUCAGUGGGAAUUUUUUGGAAUUUGGUAUCCUUUUAGACGAAAAAAGAAACUUUCUUUUUAAAAGUAUAGCUGAGCUUAUUUUUUUAAAGUUGAGCUUAUUUGGUUUUUUCCGAUUCGUCUGAUUUUUUUCAUUAUUUAAUAAUAUUUUUUUGAAGUUAUUGAAAAUUUUGGUUGUAUGAGUAGUUGAAAAAGUUAUUUUGGCUAUCAUAGAGCAUUUUUAAAAAAACCGGUCAAUUAUCGGUGAAUUUUUGAUAAUUAUAUUAAAAAUUUUUGAACGUGAAGCUUAUUUUUUUCAAUAACAGGACAAGGCUUGAAAAGCAACUAGCAAUGAGAUUUUUGAGGAUAAUCCUUUGAUGUCGCCAAUUUUCUACAGCUUUCCAUAUGUUGAAUAACGGGCUUGAGGAUAAGAAAGAUUUAUUGAAGGGAAGAAUGAUAAGAUCUUAAAGGAGAAGCGGACUCUGUUUCGAAAUUGGAAGGACGUACUUUUUUCGUUUCAUCGCGUUAUUGCCUUUUUUAAAACAAAUUUCUUGUUUUUUGAAUGGGUCUGUAAGGAUUGACACAGUCUCAAGGUGAAAAGCCAUCUUCAGUGUGAUUUUAAGUCAUUUUUUGUCUCUGAAACGUGUUUAAAGUAAUUCCGCAGGAUCCAUACCAGCCGUCAGAGAAAUAAAAAGAUAGCUAAAUUUUGGAGAACUUUGCGGAAAUCACUUUGAACAAGGCAUUGGAACUUUGACAUUGAUAUUCUAUUGAAAAAUAUAAUUUUGAUCAUUUUCUGUUCAUUGGAUAUUUCCACAUUUUACGAAGUGUUAUCGAUUCGAAAUGAGUAACAUGAAAUAAAUAAAGAAUUGAACGUUUUCCCCCAGAUGAAGCAACUCGUGUUCAUGUUCGCGGUCUCCGUGGCCCUGCGACUGGAGUAUCUGUUCGCGGCGGCGGUCGUCGCGCACAAGCAACGCGACUGGUCCAACAACAAACGGCGGCUUUUCACCGUUCGCGUCGUUUCCUUCACUCAUGCCUUGAUUUCGGCCUUGGGUUGUCUUACUAGGUGGGGCCAUCUUAUAUUGUAGUCAGAAAUCAUAAAAGUUCAUGCAAUCUGUUAUAGUCUGUGUGCCACGACUAGAAAUUUCACCGAACGACAUUCCGCUGUUCCGCUGCAUGCGUUCGCGAAGCGUCUUUCGAAUCUAGGUCACGCUUUCAAUUGAUUGUUAUUGCUGUGGGAGCACAUGAAAGUAGAGUACCUUAAAAAAAAACAAAAAAAUUAAAAGCGUGACCAAGGUGCGCAAAGGCGCGCAGCGGCACAGCGGAGUGUCGUUUGGUGAAAUUUCAAGUCGUGAUACACAGACUAUAUCUAGCGAGUUUUUUUUUCGAGUUGUACCUUUGAAUUUUUUUUACGAACACCAAUCAGUAUCAACCAUAUAUGUUCGUCUUUAAUUGGUUGCGUGUAUUUUUCUUUUUUUUUCUUCGAAUUAACUUUUGCGUUUGACAAGGACAAAUUUCAUGAAAAGAAAAAAAAACAGAAUCGUUCCAGAUUAUGGUCCAAGUCUAGGUUUACGAAAAUUCGCAAAAAGUGAGCAGUUUCUAAAAAAAAAGAGCAGCUAUUGGUUCUUUUAUUCCGUUUUUUGAUUUAUAUUUCUUGCUUUAGGGACGACUUUAGGGGAUUUUUAGGUGCUGCCAAAAUUAAUGACGUUAAAAGUUAUAAUUUUUCAAUUUUUCAAAAGUUUGUAUAAAACUUUCUAAAAAAAUAAUUUUUAAUUCAAUUUCUAUUCAGUCUUUAGAGUAAGGUGUAGAAAAAUCUCUGCUGAAUCGUGGUAUAAAAAAAGUUCUUAAAAAUAUUAUUUUUUUGCGAGUUUAUUUCUUUUUCUACCAUAUUUUUUUAAUUUGAAGAACUUUCUGACACUUUUUUUCGAAAAAAAUAUGUCGAACGGUUUUUAUCACUUGAUGUAAGCUUCUGAGAGUUCUUAUCGGAAACUCAUACAUUUUUACGAUCAUGAAAGUUAAAUUGACUUUUCUUUUAAUAGAAACAGACCAAAAAUCCUUUUUUUUCGUCUCAAAAUCUUCGAUUUUUUUCAGUCUUUUACUGGAUUUCAACUACGUUCGGGAACCGUACGAUUAUCACACCAAAUCGGCCCAAUAUGUAUUUUUAUUCUCGAUGGGUGAGUAUCAUAAAGAUUUCAUGCUUAAAAAUUGAUUUUUUCAGGUUAUUUCAUCUACGACCUUGUUGAUAUGUAUAUUCACGAUGAGGCGAAAAGCUCAAAGGAAUAUUUGAUCCACCAUUCUUUGGUACUGGUUCUUUUGAACAUUUCAAAAAUUUUUAAACAUUUUUCCAGGUUAUUGUAGCUUUUUCGAUUAUUUUGACGAGCGGAAAGUUGUUCGGCCUAGCGAUGAUUGGACUGCUUGUUGAGGUUUGUUAGGAGAGCUUGAAAAAAAAAAACGGCAUUUUUCCAGGUACAAACAAUCUUCCUACACCUGAGAACGAUGAUUAGACUAGCCUACGGAUCGAAAAAGCAGUCGCCGGCGAUUGAUUUAUUAAUUAAUGCCAAUAUGACUUGCCUUUUCUUGUUCAGGUUAAUGGGGUUACUGUAGCACUACUUUGGCUGUGUUUUUGUAGAUAAUUUGAUUUUUUUUUGUUGAUAGAUGGCUUGGGUCAGCCUGUAACUUGAAGCUUUUCGUAAAGCUGAUUCACGGCUGGCUUGAGCCACCGAAAAAAUGGUCCUGACACGAUAAUGCGCAGACAGGACACGCCCCCUUAGCGUCCCAAGCUGGCCGUGAAUCAGCUAUAACCAAAAUUCAACUUUUUAUCUAUUAGUUGUAUAAAUUUGGCUUGAUUUUGGUAGCUACUUCUUUAAAAAUAUUUUUUGAGACGUUUCACAAAUUUCCAUUUUUUUUUUCCAGACAUCUUCCUGUCUGCUACUUGCUUUCCUUCUUAUUGUUCCAAGAUGAUAAGGUUUGAAGUUAAUUUGGAAGAUUUCCUAUUAAUCUCCGCUCAUUUCAGGUCCCGUUUUUGUUGAAAACGUUCCUCGUCGGAGGAUUAACCUUCCUGGAAUACCAUAAUACGCAUUUGACCGUGAGUUUUGGGGUGUAUAACUAAUUUUUUUUGCGAUAUUAUCUUUUUCCUGUUCUCUUAGUUAUUCUUGAAAGAGCUGUUCUGAUUAUAAACUCUAGAGGGGCUACUUGAGCAGGAAACCAAGGGAUGAUUUUUUAGGGUCUUUUCUCAGGUACCUUCCCUAGGAAUCAGUCGAUUUUUUGAAGUUUUGAGCUAUAUUAUUGCGUCGUAACUGCACUAAAUUUUAUUGCAAGUCCAAAAAAAGUUUCAAAAAAACCAGUUGUUAUGUGAUUAAUUUAGGCAUUCAUGAAUUAUGGACCAACCCAUUUCAAAAAAAAAAUUUUUUUACAAAUAAAAAUUUUAAUAAAACAGCAAGAUUUUCCAGGUCGCGAUGGCCAAAGCGGACGGAUUUUUCGGAAACGAACGACAAAUCCUCGACGAAGACAGCUGCGAUCCCCUCGGAUCCCUCAAAAAAGAAAAGGCUCAAUAA
Messenger RNA from Caenorhabditis auriculariae, 9766 nucleotides. NCBI's taxonomy places the organism in Eukaryota, Metazoa, Nematoda, Chromadorea, Rhabditida, Rhabditidae. The record is from the annotation of a GenBank genome assembly.